Manis pentadactyla (Chinese pangolin) is the source of this 1699-nucleotide messenger RNA. Its product is annotated as C-type lectin domain family 12 member A-like. Gene Ontology annotation, molecular function: signaling receptor regulator activity. Lineage: Eukaryota; Metazoa; Chordata; Mammalia; Pholidota; Manidae. The transcript has 7 exons. The coding region runs from base 433 to 1227 and encodes 264 amino acids. The record is from RefSeq and is a predicted model, not a curated record.
GUAUGCACAUCUAUGGGAUGUUUUAAUGGGGUCAGAGCGGCUGGUCAGUCACGGGAUUGCCGGUCCAGGGUAGGGGUUGUAAGGAAACACCCAUUCUCUCCUCCCUUCCAUUCCUGGUACAUAAUUGGUCAGGUGCCCGCCAGUCACCAGGUCCCCACCCACUGAGUUCCUCUGGGCGUGAGGAGGAGAGAGAGCUUGUGAGCCAGCAGCUUGUGAGCUGUGCGCGAGGGCGUCUCGGCUGGUGCAAGCGAGGACAUCCUGGGCCGUGAGAAUAAGCCUCUUUGAUUCUCCACUGCUUUCGCUUGCUUUUCUUUGGUCUCAUCAAAUUCAUAGGGAAUUUGCCCCAGGUGGGGAGCCCCUCCUUCUGGAGCUGCAUCUGGCCAGCUCUAAACCAAAGAACUGGUUUGUUGAGCUUUCUUUUCAUAGCCAUCAAUGUCUGAAGCAGUUACUUAUGCAGAUCUAAACUUCCAGGACUCCAAUAAGACAGAAAAUAUCCAGAAGUUUGACAAAGGUGAGAUAAGAGCGCCUCCUGCUCCUCCCCAUGCCUGGCGUCACAGGGCCUUGGCUCUGACAGCUCUAUGCCUCCUGCUGCUGAUCGGACUGGGAGUCUUAGGAAGCAUAUUUUAUGUAACUUUGAAUAUAGAAAUGGGAAGAUUGAAUGAACUCCAGAAUUUCACAGAAGAACUUCAGAGAAAUGUUUCUUUACAACUGGAGCAUAACAUGGACAGUUCCAAGAAGAUCAGGGACCUCUCUGUCACUCUGCAAAAAAUAGCCACCAAAUUAUGUCAUGAGCUAUAUAGCAAAGAACCAGAGCACAAAUGUAAGCCUUGCCCCAAAGAGUGGCUGUGGCUUGAGGACAGCUGUUAUCUAUUUUUACCUAAGGAUUCUAAAACCUGGCAAGAGAGUAACAGGAUAUGUUCUGCUGAAAAUGCCAGCCUGUUGAAGAUUAAAAGUGAAAGUGUGUUGGAAUUCAUAAAAUCCCAGGAACUAAGUAGCUAUUGGCUGGGAUUAUCUCCCAGUAAAUAUAAAAAAGACUACCACGCUUUGGAUGAUAUAAUUGUCUCCUCUGACUGGUUUGUAAGAAACACAAAUGACUUAAAUGGUAAGAUGUACUGUGGAUAUAUAUAUUAUGAGGCUGUUUAUUACGCUGAGUGCACUAACAAAAACAGAAUUAUAUGUGAGAAGUUGGCUGACUCAGUGCAGAUUGACAGCACGCUACACUACUGAGUGAAGCACCAGAUGGAAGAAAAGUGUAAUUAGCACAAUUACUUUGAUUCAGCUGUUGUCCUAACAAUUAAAGGCAACUUUAGAGAGCAUACAUCUUGUGGACCACACAAAUGGAAUAAAGGCGCUGUGAGACUAAGUUUCUGCCUACAAUUUACAUUUUCAAACUUUCUUCUUUCUCCUCAUUUGCUGAGUGAAAGGAACCUAAAGCCAUACCUUAUCAUCCAGAUACAGGCCCAAUUGGAUGCUCUGGAAGAACAUACAGAAGAAAUUACUCAAAAUUAAAGAGAUAUGAAGAGCAUGGUAGACUCAGACAAUGAAGCCAAGUGAUCUAAUAUGUAAAUAAUAAGAGUCCAUAAAGAGGAAAAAGAACAGAUGUGAACAAGGAAAUAAUUAUAGGAUUAAUUAGAUACACUCUAGUACUGAGAAAUAGGGAGAAAAAUAAUUGCCAUUCACCCACCCUGAAUUCAGAAAA